This is a messenger RNA of Penicillium odoratum, 2448 nucleotides long. RefSeq names its product WD40 repeat and Utp12 domain-containing protein. NCBI's taxonomy places the organism in Eukaryota, Fungi, Ascomycota, Eurotiomycetes, Eurotiales, Aspergillaceae. Gene Ontology annotation, cellular component: nucleolus. The transcript has 2 exons. Gene Ontology annotation, molecular function: protein binding. The record is from RefSeq and is a predicted model, not a curated record. Gene Ontology annotation, biological process: maturation of SSU-rRNA from tricistronic rRNA transcript (SSU-rRNA, 5.8S rRNA, LSU-rRNA). The coding region runs from base 1 to 2448 and encodes 815 amino acids.
AUGGGCAAGAAGACAUCUCGCCAAACCACUAAGGUCGGCUCAGCCGCAUCGCCAGCCACCGGCCUCUCGCAAUCCACUAAGUCGUCGAUCCUCCGAGCUGCAUUCUCGCCAUCCGAGUACCAAUUGGCUUUGUUCGCCUCGGUCAUCCAAGGCCUCGAUGCGCAGCAUCUCCGCAUCCACGACACCAACACCGGUCGACUACAAUGCGAGCAUGCGCUGGGACCGAAGGAGACAAUCACCUCGCUAGAUUGGGGAUACUACAGUGGCCAGGGAAAGAGCCGCGACCAGUCGAAGAAGAAGCGCAAGCGCGGAUCUGACGUGAACGGCGUUGAUGGACUCGACCAGGGGGAUGUUGUUGUUGCUUUCGGAACCAGCACCUCGGAAAUUCGCAUGUUUUCCCCAUCAGAAGACAAGAUUGUCGGUACUUUGACUGGCACGCAUGAGAAGGGCAUCAAGGACUUCAAGUUUACUGCUGGGCGGCCGGCCCAGGAGGCCUGGAGUAUCGGAGGUGAUAACAAGCUUGUGCAGUGGGAUCUGCGCACUGGAAAGAGCGUACGAACGAUUCAUCUGCCUGCAGCUUCUAUCUUCACUGCGCUCUCUCGCCCCGUCCCCUCCAAUGUGCCUGUCAUCUGUGCUUCCCAGACUCCAUACUUAAUAGAUAUGGAGGAAUCCGACGAGGAGCCAGUCAAGUUCCCCGCGAUGCGCAACCAGAUCCACAGCAUCAUUUCCACAUCUGCCGAAUCAGCUGGCUCUGGAGCAUUCCUUGCAUCUGAUGGUGACCGCUUCAUUAAUGUCUUUGAUGCCUCAACCCAGAAGUUGAUCCGAAACCUUGUCGCCGAGCAGAAUGUGUCCUCGGUGUCCCUGCACAAUGGUACCCCCGAAAAGCAGAUUCUUGCUGCGAUCACCGAAGAUGGCACCAUUGAGCUGUUCACAAAACCUUUUGCGCAGGCUGCGCAAUCUGGCAGUGCCAAGGCCAACCGCAAACAGAUGACCCAAAAGGCAAAUGCUUCUCUUAAGAUUGUGCGCUCCGACUCUUCAAAUGCAUGUGUCCCCGUUGUGUCAACCUUGUUCCACGGCCACGAGAUUGUGGUCGCUUACGCUGAGGGCGGUGUGAUCCCUGUGUUCGAGCGCGUCAAGUUCCUUGACGAGACCACUGACGAGCUUGCGUUCACCGGAACUAAGGCAGUCGUUAAGACAAAGACUAGCUCCACAAUUUCAUCCGUAUCAACAAAUGGCGUUAAAAAUGCCGGUGAGAGCCGUGUAGACGACACCCACGCCACCGUGCAGUCCGGCAUGAUUGUCGACGACGACGUCGACAUGAACGAUAUCCAAGAUGACGUCUCCAUCUCUGGUGACGAAGACUCUGAUGUCGAAGACACCACCAAGCCCACAGAGAAGAAGACCAAGUCUUCCAAGCCGGCCCCUGUUGACGAAGAUGUUGAGAUGCAAAGCGCAGAGUCAGAAGGCGAGGAAGAGGAGGAAGAAGGUGUCGAGCCAUCUUUCGGUGAGCUCCUUCGGCGCAACGCUGGCCAUGAAGUCGAUGUCGAAGCCGAACUUGAAGAUGACCUCAACCUGGGUACCCUCGUUCCCGGCAAGCCUGCCGCCGCCGUUCAACAGAUCCCCACGGGUGUCUCACUAGCUACCGUGCUCACACAGUCCCUCAAGACAAACGACAAAGACAUGCUUGAAUCUUGCUUCCACACUUCCGAUAUCACCAUUAUUCGCAGCACCAUCCAGCGUCUCGAGUCUUCCCUUGCUGCUACUUUGCUCCAGAAGCUCGCUGAGCGUCUCUCAUCCCGCCCCGGCCGCUACGGUCACCUCCUUGCGUGGGUCCAAUGGGUCUGCGUUGCUCACGGUGGUGCUUUGGCCGGUCACCCUGACCUCCUGAAGCGCGUGUCCACCCUGUACAAGGUCAUGGACCAGCGAUCUUCCAGCCUUUCAUCCCUUCUUCUGCUUAAGGGUAAACUCGACAUGCUGGAGGCACAACUUGGUCUGCGCCGCGACAUCCACAGUGGCGGCGAUGGUAUGGAUAGUGAAGAUGAGGACAACGUUAUCUACGUCGAAGGACACGAGGACGAUUCUGACAGCGACGCCGAAGGCCAAGCCAAGCCGCGGACAAAGUCUAUUCGCGAGCAGGCCUUCGAUGAGGACGAGUCUAUGAUGAACGGCAUCGUGGAUGAAUCCGAGGAUGAGGAGGACGACAGCGAAGAAGAGGACGAGGACGAAGCCGAGGGUGUUUUGGAUAUCGAGGCUGAAGAGUCGGCUGGGUCUUCUGACGCCGAGGAGUCGCUGGAAGAGAACGAGGAUGAGGACUCUGACGAGGCGAGCGAAGGCUCCCUUGCAGACUUUAUCGCUGACACCGAGGAUGAGGGAUCGGAUGAUGCUAUUGAGCCUGCUCCCAAGAAGAGCAAGCCCAGCGGGAAGAAGGGGAAACUUGGGAAGAAAUAA